GUAAAAUGACUUACUUCCCUUGAAAGAAGAUGGCUGUGCUCGUCGUGUGAAGAGAUGCUGAGAUAAGAGGAAUGUGUGGUUGACAUGGGUUAGAAGAGUCCUUCAUUAGGAGGCAGGGAUUCUGAGAUCUGAACUGUAUUCCAUGGAGUCAGACAAAUGUAAAUCCAAUAGUGACCAAUCAGAGGAGGAGAUGGUGCGACCCCACGAGUCCCGUGGGGCAAUGACCUUUGUCCCUGUUGGGCUGAACAUCCAGAAAUUCCAGUUAUCUCCCCUGUCCUGUACAUGUCGACGGUUCUAUGUGCAGAUCUGUGUGCUCCUGGUCAUUGUGGUGCUGCUGGUGCUAAUACGAACAAUCUCUAAUGUGCGGGUCAUGUUUGAGGAGUACCACAUGGCAAGUGACACAGACGGGGAGCUUGUUGUCCUGCCCCAGCGAUUCGCACAGUCACGUUCAGCAUUCUGCCUUGAUGGUUCAGCUCCAGGCUACUACAUUCGAUAUGGUCAGUUCCCAGGUAACACUAAUUGGAUUAUCUACCUGUCACCAGGUGCCUGGUGUAGCACACCUGCUGAUUGCUAUAACAGAAGCUUCACAGCUGUCGGCUCUAGUGUAAUAGCUCCAAUCUUCUUUCCUUUCACUGGAAUCCUGUCAGCUAAUGAGGAGGAGAACCCAGAUUUUUACCGCUGGAACAUGGUCAAAAUCCUCUAUUGUGAUGGUGGCUCCUUUUUAGGAAACAGGGCAGAACCACUGGUCCACCAGGGGAAGCACCUGUACCUGCGCGGGACACAGGUGUUGACAGCUGUUAUUGAGUACCUUCAGAUGAACACAAACUUUGGAGCAGCUGAGAAGGUGAUCCUGGCCGGCUCCUCAUCUGGUGGUCUUGCUGCUCUCAUCAAUGUUGACCACUUAAGGAAGAAAUUAGUGACGGUCAAGUCUGUCCAUGCCUUACUGGAUGGCAUGUUGUUUAUAGACAGUCAGAACAUCUAUGGCAAACACAUCAUGCAGGACACUUUGAAAAAAGUCUUCCACCUUCAUAAAAUAGCAGAUGCCCCAGCUAUCCAAGAAUGUACCUCGAGUCUGGCGUUGUCGAUCGCCUACCGUUGUAUGGACCCUCUCUACUUCUACAACUACUUAUUCACACCCGUGUUCCUGAUCAGCUCUCUCCACGACUCCUGGUACAUAAACAAUGCCCUGGCCAUCACCUGCCCGUUUAAGAAGUGCCCACCCCAGGAGAUCAUUGUAAUAGACAAAUACAAGUCUGCUACAUUACGGGCACUCCAGCCUGUGAAACAAUCUGUCCAUGACGGCCUGUUCAUCACAUCGUGCCCAGUUCACAUUCUGUUACUGUCUAAGUGGUUCUCCCAUCAGUCUGUUAGUGUUAACAACACCAGUCUACAACAGGCUCUGUCUCUGUGGUAUCAUCACAAACACCCUGUCAAAUACAUCGACAACCGUCAGUUCUCAGAGACGCUGCACACCUGUAAAACUAUCACAUACUAAUAUUAGACUGUCGCAGACUAGUGUAAGACUGUCUCAUACUAGUGUAAGACUAUCAUAUACUAGUGUAAGACUGUCUCAUACUAGUGUAAGAUUGUCACAGACUAGUUUAAGACUGUCACAGACUAGUGUAAGACUGUCACAUACUAGUGGGAGACUGUCACAGACUAGUGUAAGACUGUCACAGACUAGUGUAAGACUGUCUCAUAAUAGUGUAAGACUGUCACAUACUAGUGUAAGACUGUCUCAUACUAGUGUUAGACUGUCACAGACUAGAAUAAGACUGUCACAGACUAGUGUAAGACUGUCUCAUACUAGUGUAAGACUAUUACAUUCUAGUGUAAGACUCUCAUACUAGUGUAAGACUGUCACAGACAAGUGUAAGACUCGCAGACUAGUGUAAGACUGUCACAGACUAGUGUAAGACUGUCACAGACUAGUGUAAGACUGUCACAUACUAGUGUAAGACUGUCUCAUACUAGUGUUAGACUGUCACAGACUAGAAUAAGACUGUCACAGACUAGUGUAAGACUGUCUCAUACUAGUGUAAGACUUGCAUACUAGUGUAAGACUCACAGACUAGUGUAAGACUGUCUCAUACUAGUGUAAGACUGUCUCAUACUAGUGUAAGACUGUCACAGACUAGUGUAAAACAGUCAUAUACUAGUGUAAGACAGUCAUAUACUAGUGUAUGACUCCCAGGAUGACCUGAUAAACCCUCUACUAAUAAUAGUGUGGUGAUCCUCUGGCUGUGUCGGCAAUAAUAUCUUAACUGGUAUUGUGGGGAACCCUCUGUCAGGGAUGGUGUGGGAAACCCUCUGUCAGGGAUGGUGUGGGAAACCCUCUGUCAGGGAUGUUGUUGUAUUCCCUUUGUCAGGGAUGGUGUGUAAAACCCUCUGUCAGGGAUGUUGUUGUAUUCCCUUUGUCAGGGAUGGUUUGGGAAACCCUCAGACAGGCAUGGUGUGAGAAACCUGUGUAAAACCCUCUGUCGGGGAUGGUUUGGGAAUCCCUCAGACAGGCAUGGUGUGCGAAACAUGUGUAAAACCCUUUUUCAGGGAUGGUGUGGGAAUCCCUUUGUCGGUGUGGGAAUCCCUCUGUCAGGGAUUGUGUGGGAAACCCUUUGUCAGGCAUUGAUCAUGUGAGAAACCCAUUGUCAAUGAAGGUUUGGGAACCUUUCUGACAGAUAUUUGGUAAUAAAUAACAGUAUUGUGAUAUGAAGCUCAACUCACUUUUGUUGUAGACAUUUAUUUUCAUUUAAUUAUUCAUGUAAUUUAUUUAAUUUAAAUAAGUCUGUACAUGAGGACAUCAAAUGUGGUUUUGAUGGAGAUGUUUUUGUAUAGAUGAACAGACAGGAAAACUGCAGUGCUCUGUGAGGUAAUUGAUUUGUCUGCCUCAGCUGUACAGCCAUGUCUUGUUGAGGACUUUGUAUGACAGUGUCCAUUUCAACAACAUUAAAAGGCCACAAACAUUU
This is a messenger RNA of Mizuhopecten yessoensis (Yesso scallop), 2963 nucleotides long. Its product is annotated as pectin acetylesterase 11-like. The transcript is spliced from 7 exons. The record is from RefSeq and is a predicted model, not a curated record. Bases 143 to 1495 code for a protein of 450 amino acids. NCBI's taxonomy places the organism in Eukaryota, Metazoa, Mollusca, Bivalvia, Pectinida, Pectinidae. Gene Ontology annotation, molecular function: hydrolase activity.